AUGGAUAAACUCAAGGAAUUGGGUGUGGGGAGGCUAGUUUUGCCUACUGUUCCUAGCGUGCUGAACACUUGGAACACUUCAUUUGGGUAUUCAAUAAUGACAGAGUUUGAGAGAUUAAACUUUCUAGACUACACUUUCCUCAAUUUCCAGGGUACUGUCAUGUGCCCGAAACUCUUAAUGGAAAUGCCUUCCAGAGAAUUAAGCCUAUUGAAAGGAACUAAGCCAAAACUAUAUGAUGCUAUCAGCGGAAACAAUAAUGUUGGUUUGCAUGGGAACAGUGCUGCUUCCGAUGUUUUUCAGGCAGACCUAAUUGAAGAGAGUAAAAUUCUUGAAAAAGGAUGUAUGGAGGAUGCGAACCAACUCACUCCUGUUGAAUGCAUGCCAUGCCCAAGUGAAGUCAGUGUAGGCUGCUUAGUCGAAGCUGAUGAACAGAAGGAAGAGGAACACAUAGGUAAUGGAAUGUUUAAAUGCUAUAUCUACUUGUGA
Messenger RNA from Ilex paraguariensis (yerba mate), 486 nucleotides. NCBI's taxonomy places the organism in Eukaryota, Viridiplantae, Streptophyta, Magnoliopsida, Aquifoliales, Aquifoliaceae. The record is from the annotation of a GenBank genome assembly.